GACAGCCCUCCGCUUUUGCUUGUUUCAUUUUCUCUUACCAGUUUCUAAGAACAACGCCGCUGCGGAAACCCCCAGCUGUCCACCGACGACACAGCUCUCUCAGGCAGUAACUAAAAGCAGUGUAGGGUUAUUGUAGAUCUAUAUUCACCGCUUUUACUUUCUAUUUCAGUCGCACGCUCUCGAAAACUGGGUUCGACCGGUUUCUCGGCAUCUCGCGGAAAUAAUGGUUUUAUUUUACAUACUUUUGGCUGUUUCUCUGAUGAGCUUUCUGCCAGACCUCCAAGUUUCCAGUGAUCUAAGCUGUGCAGAAAAACCUGAGUUCACUCAAUCCAGUCUGGUGGUGCAGUUCGGGAAGCCGACCUCCGCCCUCUGCUCUCUGUCCUCUUUUCACAACAUAUUUGAUAUUGAAAGCCCUAUUGGAGUCCGAAAAAGGAAUGGGACAACGGUUUCAUGGACCGUCAACAGCAUGACUGAGUGGAACAUUCGUUUAUCGUGCUAUUAUACCAAUGACACUACUGAUGAGCAGUGCUUCAGCAUCUUGCCUAUAACUGUCUACAAGCCUCCGGAUAAUGUCUCCAUCAGCUUCGUAAAUCACGCCGGGCCGAUGUCUGAGGGUCAGCAGUACACUCUGCAGUGUGACGUACAGGAUGUUGCUCCUGCGCAAAACCUCAUAGUGACUUUCUACAGAGGACAGACGGUACUGGGUGAACUAAAGAGUAAUAAAGACCAGAAGAAACCCGUGAGUGAGGUCUUCACUUUGAACAUCACGUCCACUAAAGAAGAAGAUGGACUCCAGUUCUGGUGUGAAGCAAAGCUGGAGUUGGGAGCUGAAGGACCACAGCAGCCUCCAGUGGUGGAGUCAGAGAAACUCACUGCCACCGUCCUCUAUAAACCUCAGCUAAAGGCACCCUUAAGUCUAGAUCCGAUCAUCGUCCAAGAGGGAAACCCUCUGCAGCUGAACUGCUCGUCUGUGGGAAACCCCCCACCAUUGUAUACAUGGACUCUCCCUUCAAAAACCACUCUCUCCUCCAAUUACAGCAGCUUCUUCAUCAACUCUACAACUCCUGAAGAUGAAGGGCUCUACAUCUGUUCUGUCACCAACGACAAAGGAUCCAUCACUUUUAAGUUUGCUGUACAGGUUAAAGUCAACAACCUCGCAUACAUCAUAUGUAUGGCGGUAUUAGGAGUUUUUCUGGCUGUCGUCUUGGUGGGGAUUGCAUACUUCAGUUACCAUAGAUACUAUAAAGUGGGAGGCUACAACAUGUUGGCUCGUUUUCAUUCAGCACAAAAACAGACUGCCACCCCCCCUUUGUAAGUCUGCUGGAGUUCAUAAAGUGUGUAUGGAGAGUUGUUGCUUCCCUUUCUCUCUGAUUUGGUCUUCCUGCAGCCUUUCUACAGGAGCCAUCUAAUGACUCAAAAUGGUAACAGUAAAAAAAUAAAAAAGGUAUUUAAGAUUAGGGUUGGAUUAUUGAAACUUAUUGUCUAUUAUAUUUCAUUAAAUGGACAAAGAAUUUUUGCAACACGGGUUAAAACAGAUAAUGCCAAAGCAGUAAAUACAGUAAGGGGCAGCUAAAAUACAUCAAAUCCAUUAAAUACUUCACAGUGGUGGGGCUUGUUUGUGUGUGUGUAAGGAUGGAGUUAUGAUGGGUGCAAGAACUGUAUAGUAAUGAAAUGCUCACUGGAUCUAAGCGUGUAAAUAGUGUAACGAUGUUUUUUUCAAUAUAAAUAAAUGGCACUGUGUAGAAUGA
Messenger RNA from Eleginops maclovinus (Patagonian blennie), 1748 nucleotides. Its product is annotated as vascular cell adhesion protein 1-like. Gene Ontology annotation, molecular function: integrin binding. NCBI's taxonomy places the organism in Eukaryota, Metazoa, Chordata, Actinopteri, Perciformes, Eleginopidae. The transcript is spliced from 5 exons. The coding region runs from base 224 to 1315 and encodes 363 amino acids. The record is from RefSeq and is a predicted model, not a curated record. Gene Ontology annotation, biological process: cell adhesion.